Molecule: messenger RNA, 1913 nt
Organism: Didymodactylos carnosus
Lineage: Eukaryota; Metazoa; Rotifera; Eurotatoria; Philodinida; Philodinidae
Source: the annotation of a GenBank genome assembly
CGUUUUCUAUAGCUGUCACAGGAGCUAUGCGAGGAAUUCGUCUUGCGAGACUUAUAUAUAUCUGUCACGUUUCAUUCUCGUGUUAUUCGUAAACUAACCAUUCUACAGGUGAAAAAGGCAAUAAUAUUAAGUAUUUCAUAUUAUUAUUGUUUUAAAAGUUUGUUUCUAUCAGCAUUUGUUAUUGAUACUAGUCAAAAGAUACAUCGUUCUCUUCAAUUUUGUAUUCUACUUUAAUUAAUCGUAUUUGACAUAUAUUGCAAAUGAAAGAAUCCCAAAAGGUCUAAAUCGAAAAGAGUCAAUAUUUUCGGUACUUAUUUCGGUAUAGACACCGAUACCGGUACAUACCUAGUCAACAAUGUAAAUAAUGAGAAAAAUGUUUUCACGAGAUUUCCGAAUUUUUCUCAGAUCGGCCUGAAGCCCACAUUGGACGCUGAGAUAUACUUCACUCCGACUGUAUGAUUUUUUUGUUGAUAGAAUGGGAAAAAUCUCUCGGUUGUUUCAGUUUCGCUUUUCGCUUACUAAAUAAAAGUAUCUUCUCUUACAAAACAUUUUUGAUAUUUUAUUUUUUUUAUUCAAAACGAUAACUACUGUAUCUCCUCAUUCAGAAGCAAACGACGAAAAUUUUUUCUUCUAGUUACAUAUCGAAGCACUUGAGUGACAACAUAUACAGGAUUGGGACUGUUUGUCCUCAUUUAGAACAGGUGAUUUCUCUUUAGUUGCAUCUAGUUGGAAAUCGCCUUGCAGUAGAUGCAUCGCCCGAUUUUAACGAUAGGAUGGAAUGAAAUUGACUUACAUCGGUGUUCAAGUAGAUGAAUCGAGGGAUAUAUCCCACGAUGCAUCGCCCAAUACAUUGUACGAUGUAUCGGCACCUUCAUUGGGCGACUUCAUGCGUGUCUGACCUGCAGCCGAUAUCCAACUAGAUUCAUCUUCCGAUAUAUUGCCCGAUGAAUUGGGUUAAAAACGUUACUAGAUACAUAACUAGUUAUAUCUAGAAAAGAAUCGGCUGUAUCUAGAUGUACCCGAUUCAACUAUUUCUCUUUUUUACGCAUCUAGAUGUAUCGCGUUUUGUAUCUAGUACAUCUAGCUGCAUCGGGUGAUACCCGAUACAUUUUUCAUGCUUGGGAUGGCAUUAAACACACAUCGAAACCAUGUGUACUAUAAUGAAAUACACAUAUUAACAUUUGUUACUUCAAAUGUGAUAUUUUUAUGUAUAUAAACCAUCUACUCACUGGAAGUAUGCUGACUGAAAAAAACAAUGAAACUAAUUUUCUUCGUAUUCUUUCUUAGUAUAUGUAUCAGGGAAAUAUAUUGUCGCUAUGAUCGCAAACAUCAUCACAGUUAUCUGAAAUCGAAGAAUCCAACAUCACCGCCAUCUUCGCCGCUUAUAAGUGGUUCAUCCAGCAAUUUGACAUUUGAUUUUGUUCGAGGAAACGUUGGUGUUGGGAACGUUCCAUACGGUCGACUUGUUGCUGCAAAUGCUGAAACAUUUCCAGUAUUAGAUGGUCGUAAUUUGGCUAUGGCAUAUGUACAUUAUGAACCAUGCCAACUAUUUGUACCACAUUCGCAUCCAUUUGGCGAUGAAUUGUUUUAUGUUGCGAAGGGCAAAACAAUGAGAGCGUCAUUUGUUGAUAUUAUAAGUGGGAAGUUGAUCGUAACUGAGAUUGGAGAAGGUCAAGUUUCAUUCAUUCCACGUGCUUCUAUUCAUUAUCAACAAAAUUUAGACUGUAAACCAGCCCUGGUUCUAUCGUUCUUCAAUAGUGGGGAUCCGGGUGCGAUGGUGACAUUUCAAAGUUCAUUUCCAAAUAUACCCUAUGAUGUAAUCAAAGAAAGUUUAGGAGGAGGGAAAAUGGUGAAUGAACAAUUAAUUGAACACAUCAAAGCAAAAGUAUCGACGUUAUUAGCAGUAGAAGACA